GGGGGCGUGGAGGGUCUGGGAGGGGCGAGUGGAGGCGCGAAUCUAAACCUCGCAAGGUACGCUGCGGCUAACCCCGAGAGCUCUGCGAGGAGGCCAGCGGGAUCCAGGGAAUCACCCACUGAUGGUUUUCACCCAGGCCUGAAACAGCCAGCACCAGAGAGCCACCUGAACAGAAGCGCCUGCCGAAGGAAUUUUCCAAGUGCUCAAAAGCCGGGCUUUGCCGCUCCUGUGGUCAGCCCAGGAGGCCACCAGUGGGAUUUGAGGAUCGGCUCCACCUCGGACCAUGCAGGGCCAGAGGCUGCCCCUUCGUGUGGCCACCCUGCUGACGGGGCUGCUGGAAUGCCUCGGCUUUGCGGGCGUCCUCUUCGGCUGGGCAUCCCUGGUGUUUGUCUUCAAAACAGAACAUUACUUCGAGGAGCUGUGUGAACCGAAUGCCAGGCUGAUGGGCAAUGCCACGGGGCUGGAUGACUGCAAAGCCCAGGACGAGCGCUUCUCACUCAUCUUCACCCUGGCAUCCUUCAUGAACAACUUCAUGACGUUCCCCACUGGCUACAUCUUUGACCGUUUCAAGACCACCGUGGCCCGCCUCAUAGCCAUAUUUCUCUACACCAGCGCCACGCUUACCAUAGCCUUCAUCUCUGCAGACUCAGCUGUGCUGCUCUUCCUGGCCAUGCCCAUGCUCACCGUGGGAGGAAUCCUGUUUCUGAUCACCAACCUGCAGAUCGGGAACCUAUUUGGCAAACACCGCUCAACCAUCAUCACCAUGUACAAUGGAGCAUUUGACUCUUCCUCAUCAGUCUUCCUUAUCAUUAAGCUCCUUUAUGAACAGGGCAUCAGUCUCAGGGCCUCCUUCAUCUUCAUCUCUGUCUGCAGUGCCUGGCAUGUUGGGCGUACUUUCCUUCUGAUGCCCCGGGGGCACAUCCCCUACCCGCUGCCCCCCAACUACAGCUAUGGCCUGUGCUCUGGGGAUGGCCCCGGAGAGGAAGAGAAGAAAACGGUUGAGUCCCAAAAGCUGGAGCUUUCAGAGGAGUUCAUUUCACCAAAGAAAGAGAUCCCAACACCAGGGCAGCAGCAGGAACCCCGCUCUUUCCGGAGCUACGCUUUCUCUCGGCGCUUUGCCUGGCACCUGGUGUGGCUGUCUGUGAUACAGUUGUGGCACUACCUCUUCAUCGGCACCCUCAACUCUCUGCUGAGCAACUUGGCCAGUGGGGACAGGGUACUAGUCAGCACCUACACAAAUGCCUUUGCCAUCACUCAGUUCUUUGGAGUGCUGUGUGCCCCCUGGAAUGGCCUGCUCAUGGAUCGGCUUAAAUACAAGUACCAGGAGGAAGCAAGAAAGACAGGUUCCUCGGCCUCGGCGGCGGCCCUGUGCUCAACAGUGCCUUCGCUGGUCCUGACGUCUCUGCUGUGCCUGGGCUUCGCCCUCUGCGCCUCCAUCCCUGUCCUCCCCCUGCAGUACGCCACCUUCAUCCUGCAAGUGAUCAACCGCUCCUUCCUCUACGGGGGCAAUGCUGCCUUCCUCACCCUCGCGUUCCCUUCAGAGCACUUUGGGAAGCUUUUUGGGCUAGUGAUGGCCUUAUCGGCUGUCGUGUCUCUGCUCCAGUUCCCCAUCUUCACCCUCAUCAAAGGCCCCCUCCAGAAUGACCCGUUCUAUGUGAAUGUGAUGCUGGCGCUCGUCACUCUUCUGACGUUCGUCCACCCCUUCCUGGUGUACCGGGAGUGCUGGCAGAAAGAAAGCACCCCUGGGGUCGCCUAGUUCAGAAGCCCUCACUUUUCAGCCCUGAGGAUGUGUCAUCUUCCUUCACCUUUGAGCACCCCGUGUCCAGAAAGACUUUGCCCACCCAGGCUACUUGUAUAAAGUAGCCAUUAUUUUUUCUUAAAACGAAAAGACAUAUUUAACUGUCUACCAAGCCUUCUUAUCGGCAAGACAAGAAGCAAAGUCACGUGGAAGUUCUUAGUUUCAGGGUAGGAAGCGCGUGGCCCUGGCAGAUGCUUGGCCCGAGGUGGGGUGAUGUGAUGGGAGGGUGUAUCCCCUGCUUCUCCGGGCCUCUUUGUCUCUGAAGCCCAUGUGUGCCUGGGCCCUGUGCUGCCGGGUAAGUUUCCAGGUGAAGAGUGAGGUUGUCGUGGCCUCAGCUUUGCCCCCCUGGCAUUCAGAAGUGGCACCCAGCUCUCCGUCAGAGCCCCAGCCUUGUUAGGGAAUGAGCCUGGGGAGAAAGAGGAAGCAGACCGGGUGGGGUGGGGGGCCCCGGGCUGAGUCCCGGCUCUCCCGCUGAUGCUGAGUGACCUUGAGCGGACCCUUCUCCCCGCCGAGCAUCAGUUUUCCCACCUGUAGAAGGAGAGGGUCUUGGAGUUGGAGGUUCUUUCUGGAGUUCACGUUCUGGAAGGUUUUAAGAACAGUGACAAAGAGUUAGGCCACCCGAAGGGCCUUGGGAACCAGCUAGCCUGCUUGACCAAAGGAUUUCUGAUGAAGCCUUUUUGGGCAUGUUUUCCUCUUCAAGAAGGGAGAUGAUUAUUUACUUUGGGUAUUAUAUAAAAAUGUCCUCUGGGGAAUCGUUUUAUAAUAUAUUGAAUUAUAUAUUAAAUAGUUUUAUUUAAAAAAUAAAGCCUUUCUGCCUAAGGC
Balaenoptera musculus (blue whale) is the source of this 2620-nucleotide messenger RNA. RefSeq names its product solute carrier family 43 member 3 (gene SLC43A3). Gene Ontology annotation, molecular function: transmembrane transporter activity. The transcript is spliced from 13 exons. Gene Ontology annotation, biological process: transmembrane transport. Lineage: Eukaryota; Metazoa; Chordata; Mammalia; Artiodactyla; Balaenopteridae. The record is from RefSeq and is a predicted model, not a curated record. The coding region runs from base 284 to 1756 and encodes 490 amino acids.